AUGUCUGUUGAAAAGCAAUCCUUCGCUGAUAACAAGCGUUCUGUCAGGGGCCAUGAUUUCACAUGGACCGAGAACCAUUUGACUGCAGAGCAGCUCAUGCCGUUGAGACAGCAAGCUGAUGACCUUGGACUAGCUGUUGUCGAGAAACUGCUGGCUAUUGUAGCUGCUCGCAAAGAAGCCGGGGAGAAGAGGCCCGACCUGUACACAGUCCUGAAGGAAAACUAUGCCAAUGAUAGCACUUUGACCGAGUUCUGGGAGGAAACCCAUGCUGUCCCUGACUGGGUGGACUGGGAAGAGAUUGAAAGAGGCCAAGCCUUCCUCUACCGAUACCUGGCACCGAACAUCACUGGUAUCGUGCUUCAGGGCUGCCUAGGAGAAAAUGCCUCCACAGCAGGAACUGCAGAGGUCUUCAUCAGAACUGGAGGCUUUAACGUCCCUGUUUUGCCCAAGCGAUUCCUUGAAACCUUCCAGUGGCAGAUCCAGGCCACUCAGUCCCUGGAGUCACUUCAGCCCGGUGGCGAAGGCCAUAUCUCCACCAUUCGCGUCAGACUCUUGCACGCAAUGGUGCGCCAUCGUAUUCUGAAAAUCGUGGACCAAAACCCGGAGUACUACGAUUUCGAAAAAUACGGCACACCCAUCAACCAGCUGGAUUCUAUGCACGCUAUUUGCGUCUUCUGUGUCAACACACCGUUUGUUCAAUUGCCCAAGUUGGGAAUCAACCCCGAUCCACAAAUGAUUAAGGAAUACAUCGCUGUAUACCGUUAUAUCGCCUAUGUCCUGGGCACCCCAACAGAGUACUUUUCGACUGUCGAGCAGUCCAAGGCUACCAUGGAAAGCAUCAUGCUGAGUGAACCUGGCCCCACGGAUUCUUCCACAGUGCUUACCUCGAACUUCAUCGAGAUGAUUCGCGAUUUCUCGGGCGUCAACAUCUCUAAAUCGCUGAUUGAAACCGGUGUUCGCAAGAUAAAUAAUGAUGAGAUGGCUGAUCAGCUGGGUCUUUCCAAACCCGGUUACUUCUACCAGGCCCUUUUCCGAGGAUACUGUGGCAUUCUCGUCUUUGUUUAUCGACUGCAACGCUUGCUUCCAUUUGUUGAUAGAUUUUUGACUAACAUGUCAAAACAAUUCCUCGUAGAAACAGUUAUGGGAUCUGCCAUGCUCAAGGGAGGCUCCAAGUAUGAAUUCAAACACGUCCCUAGUCUGAAGAAACGCACAACCUUCCAGUACCGACCAAUUGGAGGUGCUGGCAUGUUCAGACCCGUGGAGACUCUCAGCUGCAUUGCAUUCCUCAUCCAGGUUCUCCUUUACGCAGCCCCUAUUUUUGUGGCGGGCAAGGUUUUGAGUGGGUACAUUCAGCCAGUGCAUGUAUAA
Molecule: messenger RNA, 1368 nt
Organism: Talaromyces rugulosus
Lineage: Eukaryota; Fungi; Ascomycota; Eurotiomycetes; Eurotiales; Trichocomaceae
Exons: 3
Coding region: 1-1368 (455 amino acids)
Molecular function (GO): oxidoreductase activity
Source: RefSeq, a predicted model, not a curated record